AACUAUUAAAACUAUAUAUAUGGAAUACAUAUUUAGAUAUUACUCAUACCUUAUCUAAAUAAUUAGUGAUCAAUUUAUUAUUGUUUUAUUAAGGUAGCCUACUUAUAAAUAAUACAUCAUGUAUAAAACUGAACCACCACCAGUUUAUGAAGUACCUCCAUCUUCACCACCUAGUUAUUCACAAGCAACCGGUGGUGUUCCACCUGCUAGUCCUUUUACACCUGCAGAAACUUAUGCAAGUGGACCAACUAUAGUAACAACAAUUGUUCCACUUGGACCAGGAUCAACACAUACAAUUUGUCCACGUUGUUAUGCAGAAAUUGAUACUACAACCAAGACAGAACCUGGUAUGAUUGCUUACAUAUCUGGAGUUGUGAUUGCAUUAAUGGGAUGUUGGCUGGGCUGCUGUUUGAUUCCAUGCUGUAUUGAUGAAUGUAUGGAUGUUCAUCACAGUUGCCCUAAUUGUACAGCUUAUUUGGGACGGUAUAGGAGAUAA
This is a messenger RNA of Habropoda laboriosa, 496 nucleotides long. Its product is annotated as cell death-inducing p53-target protein 1. Gene Ontology annotation, molecular function: zinc ion binding. The record is from RefSeq and is a predicted model, not a curated record. Lineage: Eukaryota; Metazoa; Arthropoda; Insecta; Hymenoptera; Apidae. The transcript is spliced from 4 exons. The coding region runs from base 119 to 496 and encodes 125 amino acids.